AUGGCCGAGCUCAAAGUAAGAAGCAGCACCAAAAAGAAGGUUGUAAGUGGCAUUUGGAAGCUCAAGAUUGUCUUGGAAAAGCUUCAAAAGAGUCUCUUAUUGAGAAGAAAUAAAUCAAGUUCUUAUUUUCGUGACUGUGAAGAAAGAUAUGAUGCCACAACCUGUGUGCCAAAGGAUGUGAAAGAAGGGCAUUUUGCUGUGAUUGCUGAGGAUGAAGAGGAAUCAAAGAGAUUUGUGGUGCCAUUGAGCUGUUUAAAUAACCCAACAUUCUUGAGGCUAUUGGAGCAAGCUUCACAAGAGUAUGGAUUUGAUCAAGAUGGUGCAUUAACCAUUCCUUGCAGACCUAGUGAUCUUGAGAUGUUAUUGUCCCAGCAAUGGAAAAAAGAGGGAGAAUCUGAAACUACUAGGGUAAGCUGGCACUCCAGUAACAAAGCCGUGGUUAAAAGCUACUGA
Messenger RNA from Abrus precatorius (Indian licorice), 453 nucleotides. Its product is annotated as auxin-responsive protein SAUR50-like. Gene Ontology annotation, biological process: response to auxin. The transcript has a single exon. NCBI's taxonomy places the organism in Eukaryota, Viridiplantae, Streptophyta, Magnoliopsida, Fabales, Fabaceae. The record is from RefSeq and is a predicted model, not a curated record. The coding region runs from base 1 to 453 and encodes 150 amino acids.